AUGUGGACCUCUUCGAGACCUCGAACGGGAAUUAGGGUAGACGGACAAUCGAUCGAACUCGUCGACGACUUCUGUUACCUGGCUGUAUGCUGGAGUACAGCUACGAGAAAGGUACUCAACAAAGAUGCGCUAGUGCCAUCUCUGCACUCAGCUCCAUCACAAAAUGCUUGUGGUCAUCACCAGUGGAGUCAGUCUGCGAGUAUACGUAUCCGCAGUUCGCUCUAUCAUGAUAUGCGGAUCAGAGAUUUGGGCAGCACCGUCUAUGAUGGUGGAGAGGCUUGA
Messenger RNA from Necator americanus (New World hookworm), 282 nucleotides. RefSeq lists its product as uncharacterized. NCBI's taxonomy places the organism in Eukaryota, Metazoa, Nematoda, Chromadorea, Rhabditida, Ancylostomatidae. Bases 1 to 282 code for a protein of 93 amino acids. The transcript has a single exon. The record is from RefSeq and is a predicted model, not a curated record.